Ostrea edulis (European flat oyster) is the source of this 1652-nucleotide messenger RNA. RefSeq lists its product as uncharacterized. Bases 317 to 1495 code for a protein of 392 amino acids. The transcript has 3 exons. NCBI's taxonomy places the organism in Eukaryota, Metazoa, Mollusca, Bivalvia, Ostreida, Ostreidae. The record is from RefSeq and is a predicted model, not a curated record.
AUGCAAAAUUUAGGUAUGUAAACAAAAUUAAAAGCCUGAAUGGAAAAUCAAAGCUAUCUCAUGGCUUCAAUCAAAUUGUCUAUGCAAAUAAAGUCAGUGCAUUGUUAGUACACUUAUAUACACUCAAGGAGGGCCAUAUUCUGACAGAAAAAUCCAAAGAUUCCCACACACUUGUUGUUUACCAACCUAUGAAGAAAUUAGUUAUCUGAAAGUCUGAAGACAAUGAUAACUUAGAGAUCAUGGAUUUGUGCAAUCUCAUGGAGAUUAACUAAAGGAUAGACAAUUAAACAGCUUUAAUCAUACUAUUGGACUGAACAUGGAUAAUCAGGAAGAAAUUGAUCAUAUCUACUACCAAGGGGAUUUCCAAAAUGAAGCAGUGAAAGGGUUAUCUGAGGCAGUGGAGAAUUGUGAAACCAUGGCAACUCCUGUUAUAAGUAAUGGCUGUCUUCCACCCUCAGCAGCCUCGUCUGACCAGAUAUCCUUGGAAUUUGAAAUUACAAACGUGGAUGAUGACAUUCUUAACACUGUAGAAAAGCUUUUUAACUUUGGAAAAUCUGGAGCAAUUCCAUAUGAAACCAUACAGGAUAUUUUGGGCAAAGCCAUUCAAGCAGAGAGAAAUCACUGGAAGGACCGUCUGAACAGUGCAAUGCAAGAAAUCGAGAGACAGCACAAAAUUCUCCUGACUGAGCAGUCCUCCUUACAAGAUCUUUGUGGUAUGCUGGAUGAUAACAACAAGCCUUCCAUUAGGGAGAAGCCAAGUGCAGACAUUCCAGAAGAGAACCUCACCACUGAACAGCUCAUACAAAACCUGAAAUUCAAAAUCGAACAUCUGAAACAAAUCUCAAGUUACAUGGACCAGAGCAAGGAUGCAGGACCCAUUUCAGACAAGUUCCCUUCCAAGAAGAAAUACUCAGAAAUGGAUAUAAAGUUCAUGAAAAAUGCAAUAGCCAAAAUUCACUUUGAAAAAGAGUCCUUACAUAGUAAGUUGACAGAAAAAGAAACUGAAAUCAAAUGGCUUCAGAAGGAAUUAAAUGGAGUAAAGAAUCAGUUGUUCAAAUUACAAGACAUUGUUAAAGAAUACAAUGAGGAUCACCAAGGGGCGCAGUUCCACCUGAAUCAAGUAGAAGCCAGUCCUCGUCAAAGUGUCAAAGCAAGUGACCGUGUGAAGAGGGAGCGUACUUAUAUAGAGGGGGACCAGCUACAGUCAUACCCUCUGCCAAGUGAGGAAUCGGCAGUGUGGAAAUUACGGCUACGAUCUCAAGUCUAUUCAACUAGAAAAGGAAAUGUACGAACUGGAGUCACUCAGUGCCUCCGUUGUCAGAAACUGUUCAAACCAACUGACAAUGGUCCAAAAGCAUGUAGGUUUCACAACAAGGGCAGGGAAAUAAAGGAGCAAUAUGACGAGAAUGGAAAACUUCUGAAUGUUAUUUACAAGUGGGCAUGUUGUAAAAAGGGACUUGAGACUGUUGGUUGUUCAACAGGUUAUCAUAUCUGAUGAAGAGGCUCUGACUAUGGUAGAAUAGUAAAAUAUAGCUGCCAUUCAAAUGUAUACAUCUAAUAUACAAACAGUGAAAUUGCAACCCACAGCAUUUUCAUUUAGAAUUUAAUUAAAACUGCACAGAUUUUUUUGAUGAAAUAAAUGAUUGAUUGAU